AUGACCUCGCCACUCCUUGGUUACAGCUCUCACUUUGGACUUGACAAUAUCCCCUUUGGAGUUGCGUCCUCCCAAAGCAACAUCGUCCCAUCGUGUGUCACGCGAUACCAGGACAAUGUGAUAUUUUUGAAAGCGUUGCCGGGGUUAUACGAUGAGAUCCCAGAACUUCCGCUAGGAAUCUUGGAUCGCUCGACUUUGGACGACUUUGCAGCUCUUCCGCGGCAUAUUCACACAAGAGUUCGCGAACGCAUCCAGCAUGUGAUUCGCCAAGAUACACCCUUGCAAAAUCUCCCGCCCGCAGCAGUUUCUCAUAUCUCGGACGUUGAAAUGCACCUGCCAGUUAAUGUUGGAGACUUCACCGACUUCUCUUGCAGCCAUGACCAUGUGCAAAAUGCUAGCGAGGCGAUGACUGGACAACGAUCAACCCCACCAGCCUUUUUUCACAUGCCCAUCGGAUAUGCCGGACGCUGUUCGAGCAUCGACAUCUCAGGAGUACCAGUCGAGCGUCCUCUUGGGCUUCACUGGAAAGGCAAACCCAUGCAGAGUGAAGUCAUCUUCGGCCCGUCUGAGAAGAUGGACUACGAGCUCGAAGUCGGGUGCAUCAUUGGCCAGCCUAUAGCACGCAGGGAACGUGUGCUAGCAAGUCAGGCCGAAAAGCACAUAUUCGGCUAUGUGUUGAUCAACGAUUGGAGUGCUCGAGAUAUUCAAGCCCUGGAGAUGAUGCCGCUGGGACCCUUGAACGGCAAGAAUGCUGGAACUACCAUGUCUCCUUGGGUGAUAACCCCAGAUGCCCUCGCGCCGUUCAAAGCGUCUGCACCGCCCCGGACACAAAGCGUGAGUCCCUACCUGGAAGAGAGCGGAGAUGCCGCCGUGAGCAUCAGCUUGCAAGUCGACGUCAAGUCAAGCAGUCAAGGUGAUCAAUCUCGUACACUGUGUCGUAGCAACAGCUCUUGGAUGUACUGGAGUCUGGCUCAGUGUGUCGCUCAUCAAACGAUCGGAGGCUGCGGAUUGAGGACUGGCGACUUGCUAGCGACUGGUACAGUCAGUGGCGGUGGUGAUGAUGAGCACGGCUGUCUCAUGGAGUAUAUGAAACUUGAUGCAACUCCUCCCCGCGGCUAUCUAGAAGACGGUGAAACGGUCACACUUUCUGGAUUCUGCGGCGAAGGUGUUGGAUUUGGAGAAUGUGUCGCCACUCUACAGCCAGCUAAAGAACUCUGA
Messenger RNA from Ramularia collo-cygni, 1218 nucleotides. RefSeq names its product related to fumarylacetoacetate hydrolase family protein. The coding region runs from base 1 to 1218 and encodes 405 amino acids. Gene Ontology annotation, biological process: L-tyrosine catabolic process; homogentisate catabolic process; L-phenylalanine catabolic process. Gene Ontology annotation, molecular function: fumarylacetoacetase activity. NCBI's taxonomy places the organism in Eukaryota, Fungi, Ascomycota, Dothideomycetes, Mycosphaerellales, Mycosphaerellaceae. The record is from RefSeq and is a predicted model, not a curated record. The transcript has a single exon.